Messenger RNA from Dothidotthia symphoricarpi CBS 119687, 1509 nucleotides. Its product is annotated as FAD binding domain-containing protein. NCBI's taxonomy places the organism in Eukaryota, Fungi, Ascomycota, Dothideomycetes, Pleosporales, Dothidotthiaceae. Gene Ontology annotation, biological process: steroid metabolic process. The record is from RefSeq and is a predicted model, not a curated record. Gene Ontology annotation, molecular function: FAD binding; Delta24(24-1) sterol reductase activity. Gene Ontology annotation, cellular component: cytoplasm; membrane. The transcript has a single exon. The coding region runs from base 1 to 1509 and encodes 502 amino acids.
AUGGAGGCUCACAUAGCUACUGUACAGAAAGUGCGCUCCCGCGUUGAGCACUUCUACGCCACCACAACCCCAUUUCGCGUCUAUCACGGCAGCACCAAUAGCACCCGACAUGCAGACUUCGACCGCGAUGCCAUUGUAGACGUCAGCUCCCUCAACCAUGUUCUCUCAAUCGACUAUGAAAAUCGAACCGCCCUAGUCGAGCCAAAUGUGCCCAUGGAUGCUCUAGUUCGCGAAACCAUGAAGGCAGGUCUACUCCCCCCUGUAGUCAUGGAAUUUCCAGGCAUCACUGUAGGAGGGGGGUUUGUUGGAACGGCAGGCGAAAGUAGCAGCUUCAAGUACGGCUUCUUCGACCGAACCGUGUUGAGUGCUGAGGUUGUGCUUGCGGACGGAUCGCUGGUUACGGCUUCCGCGAAGGAGAACCAAGAGCUGUUCGAAGGUCUGAGGGGCAGCUUCGGUACGCUCGGUGUGCUCACCAUGGUUGAGAUGCAGUUGAUACCCCUGAGGCAGAUGGUAGAAGUUACUUACCAUCCCACGACAUCAUUCGCGGAAGCCAUGAGCAAGAUGCAAGAACAAACAGCUACCCAGGAGAACGACUACGUAGACGGUGUCCUCUUUUCCAAGAACUCCGGUGUCAUCGUUGCGGGUCGCCUAGUAGACACCAAUGCCUGUCCCACCAUCCCGAUCCGCCGUUUCUCACGCCCAUGGGACGAAUGGUUUUGGAUCUACGCCAAAUCACUCACACGCAAAGCUACCUCCACAACAGAACUUGUCCCCAUUACCGACUACCUCUUCCGUUAUGAUCGCGGCGCGUUUUGGAUGGGAUGGUACGCCUACACGCACUUUAUGGUCCCGUUCACCUGGUUCACCCGCUUCCUCUUGGACUACUUCAUGCACACAAGAAUCAUGUAUCACGCUCUGCAUGCUUCUGGAUACACAGAUCGGUACAUCAUCCAGGACAUUGCAUUUCCGGCGGGAAACGCAGAAGCGUUUGUCGAAUACGUCGACCACGCAUUUGGCAUCUACCCGUUAUGGCUGUGUCCACUGAGAAAAGAUGGGCGAGCUUCUAUGGGCCAUGCGCAAUUUUACUCUGGCGCCGUUGGGGGAAAGCAAGACGGAGUGUAUGAGGGCGAGUACAUCAACGUAGGCGUCUGGGGGCCGUAUCCAUCUUCCGAAGUCGAAUACGUCCGCGCAAACAGGGAUCUGGAAGCAAAAAUGCGCGAACUCGGAGGGUUGAAGUGGCUCUACUCUCGCGUUUUCUACACAGAGGAUGAGUGGUGGCAGGAUUAUGAUAAGCCGAGAUAUGAUGACUUGAGAAGGAAGUUCAACGCAACAUCUCUGCCGACAAUAUGGGACAAGGUCAAAGACCGUGGGAGAAAGGAGGAUUUUGGGAAGGGGUUGAAGGGGUGGUUGAAGAGAGUCGUUAAAAGCAAUGGGUUGUUGAGUGGGUUCUAUGGCAUCUACAAGGCGCUGAGGGGUGGUGACUAUAUGCUCAAGAAGAAGCGAAGUUGA